Molecule: messenger RNA, 1591 nt
Organism: Hippocampus zosterae (dwarf seahorse)
Lineage: Eukaryota; Metazoa; Chordata; Actinopteri; Syngnathiformes; Syngnathidae
Product: glutathione synthetase-like
Exons: 14
Biological process (GO): glutathione biosynthetic process
Cellular component (GO): cytosol
Molecular function (GO): glutathione binding; glutathione synthase activity; ATP binding
Source: RefSeq, a predicted model, not a curated record
UCUAGCAAACCGUUCAAAGAAUGGCUGAGGGGAGACAAAAUGAUUUACUGACGAACACCACCUUAAUAAAUGAACUUGCUCAAGUGGCAGAAGAUUCAGCACUUUUGCACGGCUUCAUUGUGAGGCUUAAAGAAUCCCCCAACUCAUCAGAAGAGGUGACGCAUGCUCCCAUCACGCUCUUCCCCACGCCAAUGCCAAAAGCCAUUUUCCUCCAAGCCAUGGAAGUGCAAAUUCACUUCAACACGUUGGUGGAUAAGAUCAGCCAGGAUCCUGAUUUCCUGCAAGAGGCGCUUGCCAGCACAAUUACUGUGGAUGAUUUCACUGCACAGUUGUUCAAGAUACACCAACAUGUCCUCAAAGAGGGAAGGCUGCAGUCAAUUGCGUUGGGUUUAAAUCGAUCAGACUACAUGUGGGAACAGAAGGAUGGGCACACCUCUCUGAAACAGAUCGAAAUCAACACCUUUGCUGCUGCUGCUGGAGGUGUCGCCGCACGUAUACCUGAUGUACACCGACAUAUCCUUAAGGUCACUUGACAGUUGGAAGAGAGCCAGCGCAUCAUUGAUAACAACCCUUCGGAAGGUCUGGCCAAGGCUUUGGCCAAGGCAUGGGAGCUCUAUGGAUCAAAGCGAGCAGUUGUGAUGUUCCUGGCUGAGGAGAAUCAGAUCAAUAUCUUUGAUCAACGGAUAGUCGAGAAUGAGCUGUGGAAAAGGAAUAUUGCCACCAUACGAAAGCGUUUUGAGGACGUCUCUGCAUCUGGAAACCUUGACAAGAAUAAGAGGCUGUUUGUUGAUUGUCAAGAAGUUGCAGUCGUGUACUUCAGGAAUGGGUAUUUGCCUCAGCACUACAAGUCUAAAAGGGCCUGGGAUGCCCGCCUGAUGAUGGAGGUCUCUUUGGCUGUGAAGUGUCCGGAUAUCAGCACCCACCUGACUGGAACAAAGAAGAUCCAGCAGGUGCUUGCUAAGCCCGGUGUUCUGGAGCAUUUCUUCCCCGAUCAGCCGCAAGUAGCGGAGCAAGUGAGGGCCACCUUUGCUGGCCUCUACACUCUCGACAUGGGAGCAGAAGGUGAUGAAACAGUAGCGAUGGCUUUGGCAACACCGGAUCGGUUUGUUCUGAAGCCUCAGCGAGAGGGGGGAGGAAACAACAUUUACGGACAAGAGAUCUGUGAAGUCCUUGGCAAAGUGAAGGACAGUGCGGAGCGAAUGGCCUACAUAUUGAUGGAUAAGAUCCAGCCCGUGCCGACACGCAACUGCCUGCUCAGAAGAGGCAAGCCCCUCAAAAUAAGUUCUUGCCUAAGUGAACUGGGCUUCUUCGGAGCCUAUGUCAGGCAGGGUAAAGACAUGCUGAUGAACGAUUGUGUGGGCUAUCUUAUGAGGACGAAAAGUUCAGAAUACUUGGAUGGGGGUGUAGCUUCAGGAUAUGCAGUCUUGGACAACCCGCUCCUCUUUUGAAAAGAUUGUUCAACACACGUUGAGGCAAGAUGCUCCAGCAGCUUUCAAUGGAUUGAUCUUCUGUUGCCGUCUCUUGUCCUCCGUGCCUCGAUAUUCUCUCUUGAAUCCCCUCUGACUUCUGCCGGAGCAGACUAUAAGUUCUG